AGGAGUGCCCCAGCCGCCGGGGAGAGCGCCCAGCCCCCGCCAGCCCCUGCCACAGCCUGGAUCCUGACAGCAGUGGACAGGGAAGCAGGCUCAGGGCUCCGACCAGGCUCCCUAGAGGACAGACCGUGGCACCUCUGGGGCAGGCUGGUUCCAGCCGGGGCCAGCCCAGCUCCUGGCUGAGCUGGAUGCUGGGUGACUCAGAGCUGGGAGCCAGUGGCCGGAGGCCAGGCGGGGUGGGAGCAGUCAGGUAUAAGGGCACACCAGGGCGCCAGGCCUCCCCUUCACCAGGAGAACAUGCGGCUCCGCUUCUGGCUCCUGCUGGCUGUGGUCUUGAGCCUGGCGCUGGCUACAGCCCAGGGCCUGCGGUGCCACCUGUGCAAAGGCUUCGGAGGUUGCUCCCACGUGUCCAGCUGCCCGCCAGGCUCCACCCACUGUGUGGUCAUCGCCACCCGGUCCCCCAUCAGCUUCCAGGACCUGCCUCUGGUCACCAAGAUGUGCUACAACAGCUGCCCUGAUGUCCCCAGCCUGAGCCUGGGACCCCAUGUCUCCAUUGCCUGCUGCCAGUCCAGCCUCUGUAACCAUGACUGACCACUCUCCUCCAUGAUGUCCAGCCUGACAGACCAUGUUCCCUACCCUGGCCUAGCCCCUGAAGUCCCUCUCAGACUGGCCAGCCCACACCUCCCCAAACUCACUCUUCCUGGGGAAGUCCUGCAUGAAGUCUUGCCUCCAUCUGCUGCAGUGCAUGCCUAAGCACCCCUCCCUGUAUUUCAUCUCCCCCCACCACAGUCCCCACAAACCCCCAAUAAACUGUGGCCACCACCCAG
Ictidomys tridecemlineatus (thirteen-lined ground squirrel) is the source of this 824-nucleotide messenger RNA. RefSeq names its product secreted LY6/PLAUR domain containing 2 (gene Slurp2). Gene Ontology annotation, cellular component: plasma membrane. The record is from RefSeq and is a predicted model, not a curated record. NCBI's taxonomy places the organism in Eukaryota, Metazoa, Chordata, Mammalia, Rodentia, Sciuridae.